Bombus pyrosoma is the source of this 2400-nucleotide messenger RNA. RefSeq names its product E3 ubiquitin-protein ligase LRSAM1-like. Gene Ontology annotation, molecular function: protein binding. Lineage: Eukaryota; Metazoa; Arthropoda; Insecta; Hymenoptera; Apidae. Bases 155 to 2278 code for a protein of 707 amino acids. The record is from RefSeq and is a predicted model, not a curated record. The transcript has 13 exons.
UUAUGCGUUUUACCACACAACUGUCAAAUUGACAAAAUCAGUUAGCGUUUUAUAAAGUAUGUACGCGAAAUCACAUGUGGGUGGUUGAAGGGAAACCAAUAGCAGGAUGACCUGCACUCGUAAUGUUCAUUUAUUGCCAUGACAUAUACGAUUAAUGAUGUCUCUACCGCAUGGGAGCAAGGUUAAUGUCGAUUACAAAGCACGACUAGAACACAAGUUAUACCUGGCUAGAGAAAACCCAGAACCAAUAUUUGAUGUGUCUGAAUGUGCUUUAAAACAUGUACCCUCUGGUAUUUAUUCACUGUGUAGAGUAUUCAGAAAGAAGGUGCUAUGGAUGUAUAGUAACAAGCUGACUUCACUUUCGGGUGGAGGUGCCUUAAGCGAUUUAUCAUUACUCGUUGUAUUAGAUAUUCGUGAUAAUGAAUUUACUCAUUUACCAUCAGACAUAAUGUGUCUUGCUUCUCUCAAGGAACUUUAUUUACAAGACAACAAUAUUCGAAAACUGCCAAACGAAAUAGUACACUUAAGUAAAUUAAACAUUUUGAAUGUGGCAAAAAACAAAUUGAAACAAUUGCCAGAGGCAAUGGGAAAUUUAAAGCAGCUUAGCAUGUUAGAUAUUAGUCAUAAUAAACUUCAUAAACUCCCUAAAUCUUUGGGUUAUGCACAACAAUUAGCAGAGUUAAAUAUUGAUGGGUUAAACUUAUUGUAUCCACCUCAAGAUAUUUUAAAUGGAGGCACAAAAGUAAUUAUAGCAUUUCUAGCAAAUGAAAGUGGCAUUAAAUAUUCACCAGAAGAGCCUGAUUCCGAAACAGAUAUAUCAAGAAAUAUAAGUUUUGAAGAUAUGCAAGGGGUAUAUCAGAAUAAAAAUAAUGAUGUACAGGCUGCAUUACAGAAGCUAGAAAAAAUGAAGGAGCAUCGCCAAAAUGCAUUAUUAGAAGUUGAAAAGAACAUCAAGCAGCAACAAGAAUAUGAAAUGGAGAUGCAGACAAUGUUAAAAAAACAUAGAAAGAAGCUUUUGCAAGAUCUUGCUUUACAACAAACUCAGUUACAACACGAAUUACAAAAAGUACAACAAGAAAGAGAUUCUAACAGAGCACGCUUACUUUCUUAUAUUUAUAAUGCUGAAAAAGAAGCAGAUAAUGUUAUUAAAGAAUUUUUAAGAAACAGUGAAGAAGAAAGGCAAACUCAAGCUGAAUUAUUAGAAAAGGAAAAACAAGAAGAAAUGCAACUAUUAUCUUCUUGUCACACAGAACAAUUUAUGUUCCGUACAAAGGAUACUCUUCUUUCUAUGGAGAAAUUACUUGAAGAAGAACUUCACAGAACUAGAAAGUUAGAAGAACAUAGUAAAUAUAGAGAUUGUGCUGCACAAUCUUUACUCACACUAGAAGUAAGGAAUAAUGAUCAUUUAGCGCAAAUAAUGCAAGAUCAAGCGGAAAAAAGACAAGAUUUAAUUGACACAUUAAGACAAGAUGAAGUUUUACAAAAGGCUGCUGUUGCAGCACUAUUAGAACGUAGCGAUGCACGUUGUUGGAGUAUCGUGCAACAAGUCAAUUUGGUACAAUCGCAAUUAGCUGCACUUACGAGCAUUGAACUAGAGAGGCGAAAAUUAGAAAUUAACCAGCAACUUAAUGAAAUAGCUGAAAAAAGAGUAGCCUUGAGUGCUAUUCUAAUGAACUUAUUAGAACAGCAGAAAAGCAGAAGAGAUCAGCUUCUGGAAACAAUUAAUAGCAUAGAACAACAACGUUGUAUUACUAAUUCUAGAAGACAAAGUCAAUUUUGGUUAAUGCAAUAUCAGUCUUUAAUGGAAACACGUCCUCAGGGUUUAUUGGAAAUGUUAGAGCCAACGUUAGUGCGACAUGUUGCAAUAGCGGGUGCAUUACAUUGUUUGCCAUUUCUAGCUUCUUUGCCAUCAUUACUUCCAGAUCUUAGUGAUGAACAAUUGAAAGCUAUUGGAAUACACUGUGAAAAUGAUCGCACUGCUAUAAGACUUGCAGUUGAAAAUUACUUGGCAGAAUUAAAACUCAACGAAUCUAGAACACCCAUAAUACCUUCUGCACCAUCAGAAGAAGCUUGUACAAGUUCUAAUUAUCAAGAAUACAAUGCUACUCAGAGCAUCAAUACUGCCGAAUGUGUAAUUUGCCUUGAUUUACAAUGUGAAGUAAUUUUUCUACCAUGUGGACACCUUUGUUGCUGUUCAGGUUGUGCAAAUAUGAUUUCGUCAAAUUGUCCAAUGUGUAGAAGUUUGAUAGACCAUAAAAUUCACAUUGUAAAGCCUUAAAAUUUGAAUAUUUUUUGUAAACAAUUCCAUUUAGAUAUUAUUUGUUUAUUAAUUUAAUAGUAUAUCAACAAAUUACUAUUUAAAAUUUUAUAUGGAAGAAUAUAAUAACGUAUAUAAUACGU